Molecule: messenger RNA, 2796 nt
Organism: Physella acuta
Lineage: Eukaryota; Metazoa; Mollusca; Gastropoda; Physidae
Product: ankyrin repeat domain-containing protein 50-like
Biological process (GO): regulation of apoptotic process
Molecular function (GO): protein binding
Source: RefSeq, a predicted model, not a curated record
AAGAAUAUGUAAGCAGCUUGGCCAAGAACUAUUCUACUAAGCUUCUACAUUGGAUUAAUAUAAAAACAAACCCCAACAUUGAACUAUAUUUAAUGACAUAAAGAGACUAUUUUAUAUUUACUAUUCUUCCUAUGGAUUAGUAACAUAUGGGAACACCUUUUGAUUUUCGCCACCUGAUAGAGUGAAACCUAUAACCAACGGAUUUAUAUGUUUAGCUGAAAACUUCAAAUACAUAAUAAAAUUUGACAUUAACUUUUUAAAGGAAAUAGUUUAAAUUAUAUCCAGUGUGUAAGCAAUGCUUUUAAAGUAUUUGAAAUUUCACAUUAUAUUUAAACACAGUGUAGUUAAAAACAUUUCUUGAAUUUUUGUUGAUACAAAAAUGUUCCGUUUACUUGAGUGGAUUUUAUUUGUUGUUAUUCUAUUGUGAGAAGACAAGACCUUCUACAUGGACGUGUCCGUGGUGUAAAAAAAACAACUGGUACUCAUGGAGGUAAUGCUAGCGGCUGGUAGAGGAGAGAGAAUAACUGUUGAAGAUUUACUAGAUAAGGGGAGUGAUAUUAAUACUGUUGACAGUGAAGGAUGCAAUGCAUUGAUGUUAGCCUCAGAAAACGGACAUGAAGACAUUGUAGAACUUUUAAUUAAUAAAGGGUGUGUUGUAAAUGCUGUGGAUAAUGAUAAUUGUAGUGCUUUAAUGUUAGCCGCUGAAAACGGAUAUGAAAAAAUUGUAGAAACUUUGAUGAAUGGUGGCAGUGAUGUUAAGAUUAGGAAUACAAGAGGGUGGGAUGCACUAAUGCUGGCAUCAAGAAACGGACACAAAAAGACAGUAGAGCGUUUAGUCACAUGUGGUAGGGAUGCAAAUGUUGUUACAAAAAAUGGAUGGAGUGCGCUGAUGCUGGCCUCUAGAGAUGGACAUGAAGAAAUUGUUAAGCUCUUAAUUCAAUAUGGGAGCGGUGUCAACUUAAAAAAUAAAAAUGGAUGGGAUUCGUUGAUGCUGGCUGCUAGAAAUGGACACGAAAAAACGGUGAAGCUACUUAUUGAACACGGAAGUAAUGUUACUACUGUAAAUAAAAGUGGAUACAAUGCAUUGAUUCUAGCCUCAAGAAAUGGGCAUGAAAAUACCGUUAAACAGCUAAUAGAAAGCGGGAGUGUUGUUAAUUCUGUCGACAAAAGUGGAUGGAAUGCAUUAAUGUAUGCAUCUAUUAAUGGGCAUGAAAACAUUGUAAAAAUAUUAAUUAAAAGCGGCAGUGAAGUUAGUGCUGUUGAAAGUAGUGGAUGCACAGCAUUAAUGUUAGCGUCUCAAUAUGGACAUGAGAAUGUAGUUAAACUUUUAAUUGAAAGUGGGGCCGAUGUAACAGCUGUUGAAAAUAGUGGAUGUGAUGCUUUAAUGUUAGCUUCUGCCGCGGGAUAUGAGACAAUCGUAGAACAUCUAAUUAACAGUGGAUGUGAUGUCAACGCAGUCGAUAACAGCAAAUCGAGUGCUUUAAUCUAUGCAUGCAUGUGUGGACAGGUGAAACCUGUCGAACUUUUAGUUAAAAAUGGAAGCUGUGUAAACGCAAGCUAUCAUGAUGGGUGGACCGCAUUAAUGACGGCAGCUUCAAUGGGGAAUAAUCAAAUUGUAAGAAUUCUCUUAAAGCACGGAGCAGAUGUCAAAGCUGUUAAUAAAUUUAACAAGAAUGCUUUCACGUACGCUUGUGAAGGCUCACAACUAGAUACCGCUGAGUUAUUACUGGAUACAGGUAUAGAUGUUAAUGAUUUUGAAACGGGCGGUUUAAAUCAGUCAAUGAUAGCCUCAAUAAAAGAGCAAGAUAAAACAGUCAACGAUGAAGUGUAUGUAAAUACAAAAUCAGCUCGUCUAAAAUUCUUCCUAAAUUCUAAAGGAGUCCGCAGUCUCUUUGAUGAACAGCAUAUAGAGGAAACAAUACAUUUUGUUAUUGGACACAACAAGAAGUUUAUACCGUAUGGAGCAAGUGCUACAUCAAACAUAAAGCAAGCAGAUGGCACCAAAACUGAUACAGAUGUAAAGCUUCCAUGUGGUACAAAUGAUAAUGUGAGACGCCGUUUAAAAAAACCGAAAGAGCUGCCCCCGCCGCCUCUGCCUAAAAGAAGCGUUGGCGUGUACAGCAACAAAGAUUCCAUGAGUCCAAAAAGAUGUCCGGCAAGAGCACUACCUCCUCUGCCGGAAGAAACACCCCCACCACCCAUACCACAGAGGAAAUGUCAUAAAGACCUCUAUUACAACAGAGCUAUUCCAUGUCCAAGCAGCAAUGGGGAAAGACUAGCAUCACAUCCCCUUGGCGAAAGGCCAUCACCAAUUCCACGAAAGAGUAAAUGUCAUAUGGGUGUAUAUUCUCACGGAACAUCCAGAGACCAAUCAAAGGUUAUUCGAGGCUCACUUCAAGAGGAACAUUCUGACUUACUACGAAGCGAGCGAAUGUAUUUACUUAAUGAGAUAGACGCAAUAUUUCUAAUUGAUCAUCUUCUUUCAAAACGUGUGAUUGAUGCAGAUGCUUAUGAAAGUGUUAGGUCUGAGAAAACCUCUAGAGAGAGAACGCGUACAUUUCUAGACAUUCUUUCUCAUUCCGGUCCUAAAAGAGCCUUUCCAGAGUUUUUAAACAUUUUAGAUGCAGAAUAUCCACAUGUAGCGGAGAGGUUGAAAGGAAAGUUGUAACAAACAGAAUAUCCACAUGUAGCGGAGAGGUUGAAAGGGCAAAAGUUUCAACAAGAACAAGUUUUAAAAGUUGGCGGUUUUCAAUUUUUUUUCUAAUAUUCUCUGAUGCUAUGUGAAUAAAAUUCAAA